Messenger RNA from Amphibalanus amphitrite, 5758 nucleotides. RefSeq lists its product as uncharacterized. The record is from RefSeq and is a predicted model, not a curated record. The annotation marks the transcript as partial. Gene Ontology annotation, molecular function: transcription corepressor activity. Lineage: Eukaryota; Metazoa; Arthropoda; Thecostraca; Balanomorpha; Balanidae. Gene Ontology annotation, cellular component: transcription regulator complex; histone deacetylase complex. Gene Ontology annotation, biological process: regulation of transcription by RNA polymerase II; negative regulation of DNA-templated transcription. The transcript is spliced from 15 exons.
GUAUGUGGCAAGUCCUUCAGCAACGCGUCCGCGCUCACCAAGCAUCGGCUGACGCACAGCGACGAGCGGAAGUACGUCUGUGCCAUCUGCUGCAAGGCCUUCAAGCGCCAGGACCACCUCAACGGCCACAUGUUGACACACCGCAACAAGAAACCAUACGAGUGCAGUGCUGAGGGCUGCAACAAGUCCUACUGCGACGCCCGCUCGCUGCGCCGGCACGUGGAAAACAUUCACGGCCAGCCCGGGGGCGGCGGCGGCGGAGGGCGGGUACACACCGUCUCCGCUGUGACCGCCACCCCUGGCACGCCCGGAGGCGACGACCGCCAGGUCACCAGCAGCAGGGAGCAGGGGAGCGCUGAGAUAGAGCAGCUGCAGCUGAUUCAGCAGAUCAUGCUGGAGGCGCAGGCGCAGAGCCAGUCCAGUCAGUCUGCCACCAACAGCAAAACCAUCAAAAAGGUCGCCUCGGGAGAGCGCGAGGAGCGUGUCGACGGCAAGCAGCCCGUCCAGUGUAACAUCUGCAGCAGGAAGUUCAAAAAUCUACCGGCGCUGAACGGUCACAUGCGACUGCAUGGAGGCUAUCUGAAAAAGGAGAACGACAAACGAACGGAACGGAAGGAGUUGGGUGGUCCGUUGACCACCGUCAGCAACUCUGUUCGCGCCCUCAUCGAGGAGAAGAUCACCAAACGCCAGCAAACUGGGCAGGCGGGCUCCAUAGGCUCGGAGGAGGGUGGCGUCGCGCUGCUGACCACCGGCGGCCCGCCCCCUAUGACCCAGCUGGUGCCGGGACUUCAGGAGAACGUCCAGGACACCUCCAACCUCGCCCUGCCACAGGACCUGCAGGACCUGAAAAUCGCCACGCCGGACAAGCUGCGCCGGCACUCCGACUCGGACCAUUUCGUUAUGAAGAGGCCUCUGUCGCACUACAUGUCAGACAAAAGCCACAAGCGCCUGGCGCGUGCCGUCUCUGAGUCGGGCGACGCACUGCCGCAGCUGGCACUUGCGGACGUACUCGAGUCGUCGCUGCUGCAGGGGGAUUACCCGGCGCACGUGGACGAGACGCCCAGCGCCGGCGGCGACACCGGCUACAUGCCCCAGGACGAUGUGUUCGGUACUGUGGAGCUGGAGGAGUCCGGCUCGCUAAAUGACGUCGGCCAGGGUCUGCUCGAGUCGGCUGGAGGGUACGGUGCCAGUCCCGGUCUGCAGCAGUUUUCGGAGGUCUCCUCCUACAACCGACCUCUGCAGAGUCCAACUGUGAACCAGAGCAACCAGGAGGCGAUCGGGCCACCUGCGCCGCCUCCGCCGCCGCCCCCGCCGCCACCAUCGGCCAUGUACCCGUCCUACGGUGCGUACUCGCCGCUACCCUCGCCACAGGUGUUCCAGUACCCUCCGCACUCGCACGGCUCGCCGGCGGGAUCACCACUGGCCGCGCGACACUCACCAAUGUUGCAGUCACCCCUGGCUGCCGCGCAGAGCUCGCCACUACACAAGGAGCCUCAGAGCAAGUUUGCCUACAUCAUGUCCCGAUCUGGUGUGCUGGGUCACAUGCAGUCUCCUCUGGCGUCGCCGGCUUACCAGGGAGCGGGCUACCCAGCGGUGAGCACGGCUCAGCUAGACGGAGCGCCACAGAUGAGUCUCUCACCAGCGCAGUAUGUAUCUCACCACCAGCAGUCGCCAUCCCAACAGCAGCAGCAGCAACAGCAACAGCAGAGCUACCAGCCGCCAAUGGCCAGCCACGACUACAACCUUCACGGCUUCGACGGAAACCUGUCUGGGUAUGGCGGCACCUACCAUCCGGCUACCUCGCAGGACAGUGGCGCCUAUUCCGCAUCGUCCGCCGGCUACCAGCCCAGCUAUACGGUGCUCAUGAGCUCGCAGGCUUCGCAGAUCGGCGACGGCAAGACCACGCUGAACGGCCGGGCGGGUGGCGAGUAUUACGUCAGUGCAGGCGGGGGUGGAGGUGGUGACCCAGGAGGGUAUGGGGGAGAGUGGAGCGCGUCCGAGCGGCGGCAGGGGCAGUAUGAGACCCAGUACGGCGGCGAGUAUCGGCUCCAGGGCUACCGGGCACCAGGACAAGAGGACGGCGACGAGGACGUCUUCCUCAGCCCCGGAGUGCUCUCUGGCGGCCCUCUGCGGCAGCGGAAGCGGCGGCCGGCGCCUCUGUUCAUCCCGCCGCAGGUCCACAGCCAUCAAUACCAGUCGAGCCUGCGGUCUCCGGCGCUGUACGACCCGUCGGCGCCCUCGGCGAGGUCCACGCCGCCCUACACGGCGCCCCCAAUGUUGCCGCCCAGCCGGCCGGGCCCGGGCCUCUACUGGAACUUGCUGCCCGCCUCCGGGCCGGGACAGCCGCGCUCGGCACCCGCCCAGCCGCGCCACGCCGGAGCGCGACGAAACAGUCUAUCGGAGCAGCAGCAGAUGGACUUUUACAUGGAGCUGCCGCCGGAGACGGACGUCAUCGCGCACAUCAACGUCGGUCCCAAGUACCAGGCCACGGUGCCCGAGUAUGUGGGCGACACGCGCCCCGUCGGUCUCGACGUGCACCGCGCCGAGCUGGUCUGGCACCCGCGCACUCUGGAGAAAAUACCGCAGCGCGAACUUGACAUGUAUCUGGAGUUUGCGUGCUGCGCCUCGUCACCUGCCGGUGGCCGGAAUAAGGAGUACGCCCUCCACCUUCUCCAUAUGACCGGCGGGAACAUCAAGGACGCCAUGUACCGUCUGAUGCAGCCGACACCGCACCUGCCCAGCGAUCACCCACUACUGGCUCUGAGUGGCUCGGAGGCUGGCCGCUGGACCCAGCGCGAGAUCCAGACCUUCCAGCAGGCGCUGGCCAAGUACGACAAGGACUUCAUGCGCGUCUCCAAGGAGGUGCUAACCAAGUCGACCAGGGAGUGCGUCCAGUUUUACUUCCUCUGGAAACGGAUCUGCGUGGACGAGUACAAAAGGCUGCGCAGCUUGCGCAAACAGCGCGAGGAGCAGCUGCAGAUGCGCAUGCGCGCGGGCCCGGCGCCGGAGGAGCAGCCGCCUCAGGUCCAGCACCCGCCGCCGUCGCAGCACCCGCAGCACCCUCAGCAUCCGCAGCAGCACCCGCAGCAUCCGCAGCACCCGCAGCACCCGGUGCCAGCCGGGACAGUCGGCGCUGCACAGCCGUACGAAGGCUUCUGUCCGGACGUCAAGGCGAUGGCCUACCCUUGCGGCGACUACAGCGACGGCUGCUCCACACCGGGUUACGCACCGCGGGGUGUGCUGCCGGCGCACGCUAGGCUUCAGUCGAGGGUGAAGACCAGGUCUCCCACCCCGGACAAGCGUAACAGCGCGUCGGCGGCUUCCCCGGCCUCCAGCCAAGGCGAUGGCACCGAGGAGUUUCCCUGCAAACUCUGCGGAAAGGUGUUCUACAAGGUGAAGAGCCGCAACGCGCACAUGAAGUCGCACCGGCCGCCAGACGCCGAGUCGAAGCGGAAGGGGGCUCCGCAGCGGCACACACCCCCGUCGCCCCAGUCGCAGCGGCCGCCGCCGGGCCGCGCCAAGCUGACGGGCGCGCACCACCUGGGCGAGCUGCCCUGCCUGGAGCCGGCCAUGCUGUCUCUGCCCAACCAGGGCUACGUCAUCCCCAACAUGUGAUAGCGCGGCGCCGCUAGCUCCUCGUAGGCAGCCAAGCGCGCCUCCCGCCGCCCACUGCACUGUGCUGAUGUUGAAUGUGAUAGCCGGACCCGGUUUCUCUCGGAGCUUUAAGUGGGCCCGGCGGCGCGGUCUGCUCUCGACCUCGGGCAUUGCGUGCUGCGAACAGGCUGGGGUUAGGUCGAGAAGCUGUUGUUGUUCUCUUGAGAAUGUUUCGUGCGGUUUGAUGAAACGAAAAAGAGGGUGAUGCUUUUGCCGAGAAUUCACGGGCCGGUGGCCUGUAAAUGCUCGGCAAAGAAACGCCACUCUUCUGUCUUUGUCAACUCAGAAUGGAAUUUUACAAGAAUAUGGCGGCAGCUGCUGAAGCGACCUGCCUCCACCGUUCGUGGCUGGGUGCCUUUCGGUUGGCGUGGAUCCGAAGCUGUGGCUCCUCUUUGUUGAGCACCGGCCCGGGACCGGCAGUGGAAGCUCCCUCGGUGUCGCGCGCGCGCUGUCGCGGACAUGCUUGUUGGUUGGUGUGUGCGUGUGCGUGGGGUUGACGACGAAGUUGCCGCAGCACGUGUGUCCCACGUGUGCCAGUGCCCGCCGCACGUGUGCUCCUCCUCACCAGCGCCCCCUAAACAUGCUCAGCCCAGUCGGACGGCCGGCAGCGCGCCGCCGAGCCGAGCGCUGUCCGUCCCAGCCCAGUGUCCGCUAGCAGGGUGCACAACACGCGUCGAACACCCACCGUCCCCGGCAGCCGCCGCCGGGUCCACAGCAGCGGCCGAGACCGGCGCAGCCGCCUCCGAAUCGCCCGAGUCAAUCAAAAGUGGCGCCCGGCGCUCCGCGCUCGUUCCCAGACACGCUGCGCUCGACUGUUUCCAUGUUUUCGGCUGCAUGGCGUUCUGAUGUCGUGCUAAUUCCGGAUCAAGCUGUCGGUGUAUAAACUAGUGUAAGGGAUAGAAGCAACCGUAGGACCCGUGUGGCCAUAAUGAGUAGGGUUAAGCGACACAAGGUCGCCGAUAACGGCCGUAAGACGAAGGGACCCUGACCGAUUCCAAUCAUUCAUCUCUCUGUGCGCCCCGCGGCCCGCAGUCCUUGCCACAACACCUAUGCUGUGUAGUGUAUGGUCACUGUACUGUUGGAAUGCCCGCUCUGAGCCGGUCGCGCGCGGGCCGCCUAUAGCUGUUGCGUUAAAAAUCAAAAUGUUUCAGAAGCUUAUGAGGUGGCCCCGCAGAUAGAACAUGUCGGGGAUGCCAAUGUCAUUAUGUAUGUACAAAGGUCGUGCUCACACAUUCUAUUGCUCCCUUUUUAUACCAUAUACUUGGAGAGGUUCCGGGCUUUCAGGCGAGCGCGAAUGUUUGUAGAGACUCGCCGAGUGUCCCGCUCACGUUGCCCAGUCGGACCCCUCCUGCCCGCCUGCUGUCGGCCCGUCACAGGCCAACGCCAGAGUGCCUUCUGUAUUCCGUUGCAGUCCCAGUAUUAUUCCUUUGCUUCGACGUCACUGCCCUAUGUAGCCGACCGCCUGGAGCAUAAUGUCGGGUGUGCCGUGUCGCCGCCCGCGGUGCAGAUCUCAGAUCCGCCCCCGCCCCCGCCCCCGCCCCCGCCCCCGCCCGCGCUCUGUACCGUGUGCCGCGGCUCGACCGCACGUGUGCUGUGUAUUGUUAAGUGCGUUUUGUAAACUGGCAUUGACAGAGUAGCUGUUCCUCAAUGGUAGGUUUCCUUUUUAUAACUUUUGUAUUUUAAAUCAUGAUUAGAGGCUAUUUAUAAUACAUUUGUUUCGCUGGUGAAAAUCAUCUGUCUGUUGCUCCCUUCGCUUGCUAUACAUAUUUGGCAUAUAGGCACACUAUUUUAACGGAGGAGAUUUUGUAUUUGGUAGGGUAAGGUUUUUGAAAUCUUUACUAUAUCGCUGUUAAUCUUGUUGUGCCAACAUGUACCGUUAUGUUGUUUGUUUACAGAACUAAACUCCCGCCAUCUGAAUCUGGGCCUCGUUUUUGUGAUACUUGUGUCCACGGCCACUGGGGCUGGGCAGGGAGGGAGGUGUGCCAUGCCGUCCCCCCCCACUCCCCCCGGGCCGCCACCGACCUGGCUCCGUCUCAGCCUCUAGUUCAAUGUGUGAGUCAAUGUGAGAUGAAAGUCGGUACAAUAAAAUCACGUCCGAUGACGA